UGGUUUGUGUUUACAGGCGUUUGAGUUGUGUUGCUGGUUUAUACUGCGAUGUUAUGUCAACUGUCUUCAAGAUAAACACACCCAGAGAACACAGGUGCUUCAUCUCAGUGUUGUCCUUCAUGCUGCUGGUCGGUGCGCUACAGUGCUAGCCUGCUAGCCUGCUAGCCUGCUAGUGUGCUCUGCACUCGGCUGGCUGCAUUGACGCUGCGUUGGCGUGGCGAUGGAGGGCAGCGUAGCUCCGCUGGGCACAACCGCGGGCGAGCGAGAGGGCGAGAGCAAGCGAGAGGGAGAACGCGAGGGCGAACGCGAGGGCGAGGGAAGAGUUAGCGUGUCCUCCGACUCCGUCUCCACCCUCAACAGCGAGGACUUUGUUCUGGUGUCGCGACUCGGAGACGACACGCCCACCGCGAGUCACCAUAGUGACGACGAGAAGACGGGACUCAAGGUAAUUUCUGAGGAGGGAGUGCGGUUGAAGAUCGUGGGGAACGGCAGUGAGCAGCAGCUGCAGGCGGAGCUUGAAGAUGUUCUGAUGGACCCCUCAUUGGCCGAGCUGGCAGGAAGUGGAACCCCAUUGGCCCAACAGGCAGGAAGUGGAACCCCAUUGGCCCAACUGGCAGGAAGUGGAACCCCAUUGGCUGAGCUGGCGGUGACCGGAGGGGGCGGGGACUCAGGAGCACAGGCCACACCCACACAUGGUAACCCUGGUAACCCCAGGACCUCAGCAGGAAGUGAAGCGCCAACUAAAGUCCCGCCCACACAGGAGGGCACACACACCCCCAGCAAGGAUGACACCGCCCAGACCAAGGAUGAGUCUUCCGAUGGCAAGAGCAGCCGGACUCCGCCCCCUAAACUGGAGAUCCAGAUCCCCACACACACCUCACAGGACGACGCAUACACACAGGAUGAGUCUCCUGUGCCUGAUGAGGACAGCGUUGUGUUCUCCAAGUUGACCUAUGUGGGGUGUGCGAGCGUGAACGCCCCCCGGAGUGAGCUGGAGGCGCUGCGCAUGAUGGCCAUCCUGAGGAGUCAAUGCCAGAUGCCCCUCGAGGUCACGCUAUCCGUACCGGCCGUCUCCGAAGGCACCGUCAGGUUGCUAGAUCCCCAGUCCUCUUCUGAGAUUGCUAACUACCCGAUCUACAAGAUCCUAUUCUGCGUUCGGGGGCACGACGGGACUCCAGAGUCGGACUGUUUCGCCUUCACAGAGUCCCACCACAGUGCGGACAUCUUCAGGAUACACGUCUUCAGAUGCCACAUACAAGAGGCGGUGAGUCGUAUCCUGUACAGUUUUGCGACGGCGUUCAGGCGAUCAGCCAAUCGGAUGCCUCUCCCGGCCCAGGCCACGCCCCUAACGCCGGAUAGUGACGUCUUCACCUUCACAGUCAGUCUGGAGAUCAAAGAGGACGAUGGGAAGGGGACCUACAGUGCGGUGUCUAAGGAUAAAGGUUGCCAGAGCUUUAAGCUUCGCGCCGGAAUGGACAAGAAGAUCGUCAUCUGCGUACAGCAGACAUCAAACAAGGAGCUGGCCAUCGAAAGGUGUUUCGGGCUGCUGCUGUCUCCGGGUAAGAAUGUGAAAAACAGCGACAUGCACCUGCUGGACCUGGAGUCUAUGGGGAAGGGCUCUGAUGGCAAGUCUUACAUCAUCACCGGCAGCUGGAAUCCAAACACUCCGCACUUCCAACAGGUCAACGAGGAGACGCCGAAAGAUAAGAUGGUGUACGUGACGGUGGCGGUGGACUUGGUGAUUCUGGAAGUUGAGGAGCCGGUUCGCUUCCUGCUGGAGACGCGGGUGCGAGUGGCCCCGCCCAGCGAGAGACUCUAUUGGCCCUUCAGCAAGAGGAACUACACCGAGACAUUCUACCUCAAACUCAAACAGUUGGAGAGCGGUGCGGAUCGCAAGGUGCAGGUAGACUCGCUGUACGAGGUGGUGAGUCUGGAGAGCGAGAGCGAGAGGGAACGACGGAAGACGACGGCCCCAAACCUGCACGCCACCUCACACACCCUCGCCCCCUCGCCCCCCGAGGAAGAGGAGGAGGAAGAUAAUGAUGAGCCCCUGUUGAGCGGGUCGGGUGACGUGUCUAAAGAGUGUGCAGAGAAGAUUCUGGAAACCUGGGGAGACCUGCUGUCCAAAUGGCACCUGAACCUGUGUGUGCGUCCGCGUGCGCUGCCCUCGCUGGUGCGUUCCGGAAUCCCCGAGGCCCUCAGGGGGGAGGUGUGGCAGCUACUGGCCGGUUGCCAUAACAACGACCACCAGGUGGACGAGUACCGAACACUCAUCACCAAGGAGUCUCCUCAGGACUCUGCCAUAACGAGGGACAUCAACCGCACGUUUCCCGCCCACGACUACUUCAAGGACACCGGUGGAGACGGACAAGACUCACUCUACAAGAUAUGCAAGGCCUACUCGGUGUAUGACCAGGAGAUUGGCUACUGUCAGGGCCAGUCCUUUCUAGCAGCCGUACUGCUACUGCACAUGCCAGAAGAGCAGGCGUUUAGUGUGCUGGUAAAGAUCAUGUUUGACUACGGCCUGAGGGAUCUCUUCAAGCAGAACUUUGAGGACCUGCACUGCAAAUUCUACACACUGGAGAGACUCAUGCAGGAGUAUAUCCCAGACCUGUAUUCCCACUUCGUGUGUGUGGGGCUGGAGGCCCACAUGUACGCGUCUCAGUGGUUCCUCACGCUGUUCACCGCCAAGUUCCCUCUUUACAUGGUCUUCCACAUCAUAGACCUGCUACUGUGUGAGGGUAUCAGUGUGAUCUUCAACGUGGCGCUGGCCUUACUCAAGACGUCUAAAGAUGACCUGCUCCAGUCGGAUUUCGAGGGCGCUCUAAAGUUCUUCAGAGUUCCGGUUCCGAAGCGAUAUCGAUCCGAAGAGAACGCCAAGAAACUCAUGGAGCUAGCAUGUAGCAUGAAGAUCAGUCAGAAGAAGCUGAAGAAACAUGAAAAGGAAUAUCACACCAUGAGGGAACAGCAGGAGCAACAAGAAGCCCCUAUAGAGAGAUACGAGCGUGAGAACAGGCGUCUUCAGGAGGCCAAUAUGCGUCUGGAGCAGGAGAACGACGACCUGGCGCACGAGCUGGUCAGCAGCAAGAUAGCACUACGCAGAGACCUGGACAACGCUGAGGAGAAGUCGGAUGCCUUGAAUAAGGAGCUGCUGAUGACCAAACAGAAACUCGUCGACUCGGAAGACGAAAAGAGACGACUGGAGGAGGAGUCAGCACAGUUGAAGGAAAUGUGUCGGCGAGAGCUGGACAAGUCAGAGUCUGAAAUCAAGAAGAACGGAUCCAUCAUCGGGGAAUACAAGCAGAUCUGCUCCCAGCUGAGUGAACGUCUUGAGAAACAGCAAACGGCCAACAGAGGAGAACUGGAGAAGAUACGGUCCAAGGUGGAGGGCUGUGCUGUGUGCAGUUCUCUGUUCAGUUCCGAGGGCCGCCUGAAGGUGGCAGCGGUGAGCAGUGGGGGCGACGGCUCAUCAGCCAAUCAGGACGAAGAGAAGCAGGAACUGGCCAAUCAGAUGAGAGAUAUGGAGCUGGAGCUGGCACACACCAAACUACAGCUGGUGGAGGCCGAGUGCAAAAUACAGGACCUUGAGCAUCAUCUGGGUUUGGCCCUGAGCGAAGUGCAGGCCGCUAAGAAGACCUGGUUCAACAGAACACUCACCUCCAUCAAGACCGUCACCGGGGCAACACAGGGGAAAGACGCCACACCCUGACCUAUGACCCAUGACCCUUGACCUACAGUAACCCCUAUACAGUAACCAGGGGAAAGAUAACACCACCUGACCUUUGAACUGCGACCCCUACCUACA
Messenger RNA from Engraulis encrasicolus (European anchovy), 3805 nucleotides. RefSeq names its product rab GTPase-activating protein 1. The record is from RefSeq and is a predicted model, not a curated record. The transcript is spliced from 29 exons. Lineage: Eukaryota; Metazoa; Chordata; Actinopteri; Clupeiformes; Engraulidae. The coding region runs from base 221 to 3709 and encodes 1162 amino acids.